CUUCGCGCCAUUUUCCACAUCCCGCCCGCCCUUCCGCCCCCGUUCUCUCCGUCUCUCAGCAAGGAAACCCUAAGUCCUCGCCAUGGACCAGCAGAUCAAAGCUGAGUUCCAGAGCAGCGGCUUCAAGCUCGAUGACGAUGAACAAAUUCUAGACAAGUGUCUUAGUUACUGUAUCAAUUAUAAUCUCAGCGCUUCGGACCUCGUAUCGCAUUGGGAGAUCUACUAUCUCAACAGGCAACUAACUGACUGGAAGGUAGAAACUGCUCACAUGAAUGGUUUUUUGUCCUAUCUGCGGAAGGAAAUGAUGGAAAAGAUUACCAAAGAAGAACCUCGCUUGCAUGUUUACUCUAGUGAUGACGUUGAGAUGCUUCUAGGUGAAGACAACAAUACUGAUAUGGGAAUAAUUGAUGACCCUAGCAAUCAGUAUGAAAGGCUAGGCAUGGAUUCGAAUGACUCAGCUACAACUCCUAGAACUAACAGAAAUCUUUCAUCAUCAAAAGAUCCAAAGGACAUAAACAUUCGAAUAACUCCUUUUGGACAAAGGAUUAACAAAUUUACUUCACAGUUUCUUUUCAAUUAUCAGAACUCAGAUAACAGCUUGACUAGUCAAGAGCUUGAAAACAUGGGAGAUGAUGUGAUUAGAAGAGUUCAACCAACUGAGAGAUGCAACUUACAGGUUCAUCGCUUGCAGCCAGAAUCUGGUUGCAGGUUCAUGUAUGACAGGACAGAAGAUCAGUUUAAUUAUCUAGCCAACCGGAUUAUGAAGCAUGCACAUGCUUUUACUGCUUCUGGUCUUUAUGGAGAACCCACUGAUGCUACUUUUGCAUCCCAGAAAAACAUAUUGGCAGUUGGGAUGGUUUGUUGUGAUGGAGAAGGCCACAUAAAUGAGAAAUCUAUCCUGUUGCAAGGAAGUAUCAAACACUCUGGGGGCCAGCGUGUGCGUCUUGACCUCCAAAAAUUGCCCUACUUUUCCCUUUUUCCUGGUCAGGUGAUUGGGGUUGAUGGACACAAUCCAAGUGGGCAUUGUUUGAUUGCCUCAAAAGUGUUUGACUUGGUGCCCAAUCCCCCUGAUGUUGAUUGUCCUCCUGCUAAGAAGCUAGCAAUUGACUUGGAUCACCAGACUAGUUCAAGUGAAUCACGAGUGCUAUCACUGCUUAUUGCUGCAGGUCCAUUUACUACAACUGACAAUCUCUUAUUUGAGCCUUUGACAGAGCUGCUUGCAUAUGCAAGUAGGAGACAGCCGCAGCUAGUUAUCCUGAUGGGUCCUUUUAUUGAUUCUGAUCAUCCGGAGAUCAAGAAGGGAACCGUUGAUAGAGAGUUUGAUGAGAUUUUUCGUGUUGAAAUUAUUCAAAAGUUGGAGGACUAUGCCAAGUAUAUGGGUUCAGCUGCACAUGUGAUACUACUUCCAUCAAUACGUGAUGCUCACCAUGACUUUGUCUUUCCACAGCCUGCUUUUGAUAUUCAUCUUACAGAUGAUAUCAAACCUCAGAUAACUUGUCUUCCAAAUCCUGGUUUCUUUAGUGCAAAUGAGAUUGCCAUUGGCUGUUGCACAGUUGAUAUCUUGAAACAACUCAGUGGUGAGGAAAUUUCACGGAUUCCCAUUGACACAGUGUCAGGAGACCGUAUGGCACGUCUGGCAACUCAUAUAUUACGUCAACAGAGCUUUUAUCCACUACAUCCACCCGCUCUGGGGGUUCCUGUUGACUUUUCACUUGCAGUUGAGGCUUUGGAGAUUCCUCGUAAUCCAGAUGUUCUAAUCCUUCCCUCGGAUCUUGCACCAUUUGUGAAGUUUUCGCACAAGGGAAGCGAUGGAGAAGUGGAAUGCUUGUGCAUAAACCCUGGAAGAUUAGCCAAAGGUAUUGGAGGUGGUACUUUUGUGGAGCUUCACUACAACCGUGAAUCUGAUGGGACCAAAGCAUCAAUUAUUCGUAUCUAGGAGCUCUAUAAAAGCGAGUCAUUAGAAAGAUUUUUGUUUAGUUCGUUAAAGUUUAAAGUAUGGUUUGUUAAUGUUCAAGCUGCGCAUUUUAAUAUUUAAUCCAAUCCAUUCUAGUUGCUUUUCGUCGUCAAAA
Messenger RNA from Zingiber officinale, 2069 nucleotides. Its product is annotated as DNA polymerase alpha subunit B-like. Gene Ontology annotation, biological process: DNA replication; DNA replication initiation. Gene Ontology annotation, cellular component: alpha DNA polymerase:primase complex. The record is from RefSeq and is a predicted model, not a curated record. NCBI's taxonomy places the organism in Eukaryota, Viridiplantae, Streptophyta, Magnoliopsida, Zingiberales, Zingiberaceae. The transcript has 16 exons. Gene Ontology annotation, molecular function: DNA binding. Bases 83 to 1936 code for a protein of 617 amino acids.